Messenger RNA from Cladocopium goreaui, 2256 nucleotides. Lineage: Eukaryota; Dinophyceae; Suessiales; Symbiodiniaceae. The record is from the annotation of a GenBank genome assembly.
AUUGAGACCAUCAUCAGACGUCACGCCAUGAUCCUUCCAGUGCCAGCCACCGCUGCCACGGUGCCCUUGUGCGGCGUGCCGCGCGUGCCGCAUGCGCGACACCACGCGGGGGCGCUGAAGCUGCAUGGUUGCUGCAGCUUGGCUCCUCUUGUGGGCUUGAGCCUGGCAGCGAAGCCACGGAAGCCACGGAAGCACGGCACGGCGCGGCGCGGAGCGACGGCUUUGCGCGACUUUCUUCUUCAGUUGGAUCAUCGGAAUCUGAGGCGGGCUAGCUGGUCCAACUGGUCCAACGGGACCGUGAAUAGCAAGAAUUUGGAGGUGAACCAGUUGGAUGUAGUAGGAAGUUGGAGCGACUGGGAGUUUCAAGCGAUGCAGCGGGUCGGCCCUAAGGAGUUUGCUGUGGAGGUCGCCUUGUCUCAUCCUGGCGGUGAAUUUCAGAUCGUCCGAGAUCGAUCCGCGGUGGCAUUGAUGGCAGUGUGGUUUGGUGGGCGCGACUGGUCGCGGGUCUUCUACCCCGGCGUCGCCGGUGCCGUGGCGGGCCCCGACGACGAGGGCCAUGGCGUGAACUGGAGCUUGGAUGGCCGUGCGGGGGACGUGUUCCGCAUUCGCAUUUUCUGCAACGGCGAUGGUUGCGGCGCUCGCGCUGUUCAGUGGCAGUGGCUGCGUUCGGAGGUUGAAGAGAUGGAGACAGGCCAAGGCUGGUACGAUCCAUUGGAGCCAUCAUGGGAAUCAGCUCUACAAAGAUUAGAGGACCUCUGGUCCCGUGAGAAGCAGUCCGUCGAGCCCAGCGAGGACGACUACUGGCAGGUCAUCGCUUGCUGCGAACGCGGACCACCGGAGGCGAACGAAACGGCGCAGCUGCUGCGGCAGGAGGUGAAGGAAAGGAGAUACGAGGGUGUGGAUCGCUUCUUCUUGACACCACGGGUCUACUGGAACCGUGAUGUGCGUCGCAUGGGAUGUGGGGCUUCAAACGCUUUGGGAGAAACCGGAAAGUUCGCCGCCAACGCGGAGAGCAUUGGGUGGCAAGGAUCCUCCGGCACCACUAAGGUGCUGCCGGCCAACUCUGUGCGGAGAGCGGAAUGGUCUGAGGGACGCCUGCGCUUGUUGUGCGAGCUGCCCGAGGGUCAGACGGAGGUCUUGAAGUUGGACAACUUUCAGGCCACCGACUUUGAUCCCCUGUGGAGGUAUUUGGAACAGAACUGCGGAGUGUAUCUGAAGAAACACAAGCCCAUAGCAGUGCUGGAGGAGCGCGACUUCGACGGGGCGCUGAAGGGCAUCGAGGACGCGGCGGACCGCGUGGAUGAGACGGCGCCUGGGUCCGUGCAGAAAAAGGCCAAGGAGGCGGAUCUCAUGAAGAAAGUGGAAUGUCUUCGCGAUGGCCUGGAUCAAGCGGUGAGUGGCGACAAACAAGCGCUGUCACGCGUCUUCGCAGACAAGGGCUGCGAACGUAUCGGCCGCCUACGAUUGGUGGUAGACACAGUUCAGCUGGAGGUGUAUCACACAGACGAACGUUGGAAGCACUUGCUGAGCAAAUGCGCCACCAUCGAGUCCUUGCUGAAGGAGUUGGGUGCCUUUCGUCAUUGGAAGCCCAGCAAAGAUGGUCACUCGGAGAGCCUUUUGAGGCGCGAAAUGGUCAGAGAGCUUCGACACCGUCAGGGCGAGGACGACGAACCGGACGACCACGCGGCCGAGCACUACGAAGAACCCGCCACGGCCAGCGGCUACGUGGCGGAGCCGGUGGAAGCUGCGCCAGUGGAAGUGGAGGAAUCGGAAGAGGAAGACAUGGCCAAUGUCUUCCAUGAGCCAACCCCUGAAGCAAAAGCUGAAGCGAAACCAGAUGAGGAGGUGACCGAUCCCAACGCCGUCCGCGCCGACGCGCAAGACGCGGAGAGCGACGCAGCCAUCGAUGGCUCCGGGAGACCGGUGCGCUACACGCAUCCCAACAGUCUCCUGGAGGGCUGGGUCUGGAAACGCUCGCGCUUCUGGAAACGCUGGCGCCGUCGCUGGUUGGUGCUGCUGCCCGAGGAGCUGCGCAGCUUCCGCUCGCGGCAGGCGGCACGGCAGCGCACGGCACAGGCCACCGAGGUGGUGCUGAAGGGCAGCGUUCUACGCGUGUACAGUGGAGACGGAGAGGCUCAGCAAGCCCGCUGUUUCUGCGUGGGGGUCCGGGAGCGGAACUACUACAUGGUAUGUGACGACGAGAACCAGAAACGUUCCUGGAUGAGUGAGAUCGAGAAAACCCUGUGCCAACGAUGA